GAAGAAGAUCGGAAUCCAAUACAGGAGAUAACGGAUGGGCUCGGUGGCGGUGGCGUCAAUGUUGUUCGCCGGCGGCUGCCGGAGCGUCACCGUUCCGGCGGCAGCGCACGCUUUUCGCAUAUCGCGCGCAGCUGUUUGCAAGCACCGUGAGAAGCAGUUGUUGAGUUGGUGCUGUCGGAGUUCACAUAAUAGUAACACUACACUCGCCGGUGAAACCGAAUCCUCAACAAUCGACGCCGGAAACUUAACCGCCACCUCUUCUUCCAAUAGCUACCUGAAAUAUGAUCGGUUGCUUCCAUGUCCAUUGCACAAAUCACCACCGAGAGUUGAACACUUAGUUGUAUCAGAAGGAGGACCUGUCUUAGAACAUAUUUGCAAGGCUCUGGAUCUUCCUCCUUUGUAUGUUGCAGAUUUGAUCCAAUUUGGAGCUGUGUACUAUGCUCUUGUUUGUCCGCAGCCUCCUCCUAAUGCCACUGAAGAGCAAAUUAGGAUAUUCAAAGAAGUAACGGAACCUUCGGUUUUGCGAAAAAGAGCUUCCAUCAAAGGCAAAACUGUGCGAGAAGCACAGAAAACUUUCCGUGUAACUCACGUGGAUCAAUUUGUUGAACCAGGAAUAUAUUUGCGAGUGCAUGUGCACCCUAAACGCUUUCCUAGGUGCUAUGAGAUUGAUUGGCGAUCAAGGAUCAUAGCUGUGGCGGAAUCCUAUGUGGUUUUGGAUAAACCUGCUGGUACAUCGGUAGGUGGCACUACUGACAACAUUGAAGAGAGUUGCGCAACCUUUGCAACUCGUGCCUUGGGAAUGACAACCCCUUUGAUGACUACCCAUCAGAUUGAUAAUUGCACUGAAGGCUGUGUGGUGCUGGCUAGGACUAAGGAAUAUUGUUCUGUCUUUCAUGGAAAAAUCAGGGAGAAAAAGGUGAAGAAGCUCUAUCUUGCUCUUGCAGCUUCUCCUUUGCCAACUGGAAUCAUUACCCACUAUAUGCGUCCAAUUAACAUGGCUCCAAGACUUAUUUCUGAAGAUUUUAUCAAGGGAUGGUAUCUUUGUCAACUUGAGGUCAUGGAAUGCAGAAGGGUUCCCUGGCCAACUACUGCUAUUCUGGACAAAUAUUGUGUUGAAGACUGUGGGUGGCCUUCUCAAGAUUUUGCAUAUGAGUGCAAAAUCAACCUUCUUACUGGUCGAACUCAUCAGAUUAGAGCUCAAUUUGCUGCCCGUAAGGCACCAUUAAUUGGUGAUUCUAUGUAUAUGCCAGCUGCAAUUGCGGAUAUGGCUAAUCCUGGACUUAAUCCAUUUGGAAAAUACAAGAAAGAUUUCAGUAGUGAGAGUGAAAAGGAAUUGGCUGUUAUAAAUUGGAUUGCACAACAUGGAAAAGAGCCAAGUGUUGCGAUUGGCCUUCAAGCCUGUCAAAUUUCAUGGGAUGAUGAUGAACACUUUUACGAAGCUGGUUCUCCUUGGUGGAGGUGUUAAAAUGCUUGAAAUAUGUGCCUGAGUUGAGGACAAGAAUCACCUUUAUAGUUAUGUUUUCAUCUUGCUUUUGUUUUAAGUAAGUGUACUAUCAUUCAAAUUCAAAACAUCCUGAUUCAUUCUUACAGCUGAUCUGUUUGCCUGAAAAAAAAAAAAGAAAUGUUUUUAAUCUGCAGAUACAGAUACUAAAAAAUUGGAAGAGCAGUCAUGGAUCAUUUUGUAUGUUGAUUUCUCCUUCUGUGGAUUAAGAAUGCAAUAUUUCCUUGAUGUUGUAGAGGAAGGCAAUGAAACUGUUGGUGGUUUGAAAAGAGAAUCCCAUAUAAAAAGGAAAGGAGAAACUUCAAAUGGGGAUUUAAAAUUGUGCGUGCAUGCUCUCCUAUGCUGGUGAGCCUUGUAGCACCCUUUCAAUCAGAAUAAACUCUGAACAGGUCAGCCAAAGGAUAGGUUUAUUCACGAAUUAGGAAGUAUUUUUGAAAAGAGGAUUUAGUUUAUAUUUUAUUAAGAAAUUGAAGAACAGAGAAAAUGUCAACUUAUUGGAAACAUAGUUGAUUCGGCUGUGAUAAUACUGCCUAAAGCUCGUGUCAAUUUCAAAUUGAUUGUAUUGGCUUUUGCGGCUCUCUGUCAUGUUUUGGCGAGGGGGCCUUGCUUAUGCUUGACAAUCAAUUGCCUGUUCUAGCUUGCUGAUGAUUUUGGAGUUCUCUUAACACUAUUUUAAUCAUGGUCAUGGUGAAGUCCAAAUCUCAUGGUAAAAUAUCAUAGUUGUCAUGGGCGAGGACCAGACAACAUAUCCCCUAACAAUUCACAUGUUAUCCUUUCCUGGUCAUUGGGUCCCUUUUGAAUUUUAGUAAAUGUUUACCAGUUCCUUCGUUUAUCUAAACUCAUGAGUCGUGACAACCAUUAUUUCUAUUUACGUGCUCCUCAAGGGUCUAGGUAGGAAACUUGUACUUUUUGGUUGUGGACUAUGGUACUUUUUAUAUAUAGUAAUAUAGAAAUUUGUAAAUUUCUGUUUGAUUAUUUUUCGUGUUUCUUCUAGCACUUAAAAGUUACUGUCAUAAAUUAUUGUAUCAUUGAACAUGGUUAAAGUCAACUAAUUGUUGCAUCAUUCAAAAUUAUUUAAUUUU
Messenger RNA from Abrus precatorius (Indian licorice), 2583 nucleotides. Its product is annotated as RNA pseudouridine synthase 6, chloroplastic. Gene Ontology annotation, molecular function: pseudouridine synthase activity; RNA binding. The transcript has 9 exons. Lineage: Eukaryota; Viridiplantae; Streptophyta; Magnoliopsida; Fabales; Fabaceae. Gene Ontology annotation, biological process: pseudouridine synthesis. Bases 35 to 1465 code for a protein of 476 amino acids. The record is from RefSeq and is a predicted model, not a curated record.